ACCGUUACUUACAUCUGAGCGGUAAUUUAGGAUGACGGUUUUGCAGUUGGGAGAGAAUGUGUCUUCAAACUUAUCCUUAAUCUCUUCAUCCUUUCUUCUCUCGUCGACGUUGUUCUAUCAUCUUGUCGAUUUGCCGAUUUGCUGUUCAAUCUUAUCUCGUUGACGUUGUUCUAUUUUAUUGUCCUGCAAAUGGUUAAUAAUGGAGUUCAGUCAGGUUAAAGUUCGCCACUGUGACAACCAUGUCACGUGUAGCUGUAAAUUUUUCUUCCGAAAAGGCUAUCUAUGCAGACAUUCUUUUGCGGCGCUGCACCGGUGUAGAGUGAAGCAGAUAUCCAGACAAUUUGUUAAGCCUAGGUGGUCUAAGAACGCAAUCAAGGAACAACAUCAAUUUCUUGGAUUCUCGCACAUUAGUGAAGAUUGCAGCCAAAGCGAAAGAAUAAAGUUAAAGAGAAGACGUGCUUGGUUUGAAAUUCAAAACUUUUUGAACAUGGCCGAUGACGAUGAAGACCAUCUCGAUUUGAUUUUAAGUGGUGUGCAAACCAUCCAUUCUUCAUUGUUGCAAAAGUUUGGGAUACAAUCACCAAAUAAGGUUGCAAAAAGAGUAGAUAGGUUUGUUUGCCCCUCUGAACAAGAAGAGAUAUCCGUGCAGAAUCCAGAAGUUAGUCAGAAUAAGGGUUGUGGUAGUCGGAUCAAAAACAGCCGGGAACUGUCCAGGGAAGAUAGGAAAAAACGGAAGUGCAGCAACUGCGGAGAAAUGGUCCGGCAUAAUGCUCGGAUAUGUCCUGAACCCAAGAAAACAUAGUCCAGCAUCAAUAAGUUAUUUGCUUAGAUUGUGAACAAAUUUACAUUCUAGACUGUUUAUGAUUCUUUAUAACUUACUGUGCUAGUCAUUGUAUUUCUUUUACUAGA
Molecule: messenger RNA, 909 nt
Organism: Daucus carota subsp. sativus
Lineage: Eukaryota; Viridiplantae; Streptophyta; Magnoliopsida; Apiales; Apiaceae
Exons: 2
Coding region: 200-802 (200 amino acids)
Molecular function (GO): zinc ion binding
Source: RefSeq, a predicted model, not a curated record